Molecule: messenger RNA, 2046 nt
Organism: Gavia stellata (red-throated loon)
Lineage: Eukaryota; Metazoa; Chordata; Aves; Gaviiformes; Gaviidae
Gene: SLC46A1
Product: solute carrier family 46 member 1
Exons: 6
Coding region: 1-1509 (502 amino acids)
Biological process (GO): transmembrane transport
Cellular component (GO): plasma membrane
Molecular function (GO): transmembrane transporter activity
Source: RefSeq, a predicted model, not a curated record
AUGUUGAUUAUAACUCUUCCUGUGUUUGACGACAAGAAAAAAAUCAGGGUUGAAGCCCCGUCCCGGGCGGAGCGCGCCGCUCCUCCGCCCGCCGCCGCCAUGGCCGCCCCGCCGCCGCAGCCCCCCGCCGCCCCGCCGCCGCCCGCCCGCCGCUGCCCGCCGCUGCCCGCCGUCGAGCCGCUCCUCUUCCUGGCCACGCUGUCCCUCGGCCUGCAGGGCCCGCUCGCCACCCAGUACCUCUGGGACCGGCUGGGGGCCGAGCGCGGCUACAGCGGCCCCAACGCCAGCAGCCCCGCCGGCUGCGGGAACGGCAGCGCCGCCGCCGACCCCCUGCGGCAGGAGGUGGAAGCGCUGGUCUCCCACUGGAACCUCUACAUCAACCUGGGAGGCUUCUUCGUUGGGCUCUUCUCCGUGACUCUCUUCGGACCAUGGAGCGACAGCGUAGGCCGCCGUCCGGCGCUCAUCCUGCCGGCAGUGGGUAUGGCCGUGCAAGCGGCCAUCUAUCUUCUCGUCAUGUACCUGCACCUGCACGUUGCCUACUUUCUCCUUGGACGCGUUUUGAGCGGCCUCAUGGGAGACUACAACCUGAUCCUGGCCAGCUGCUUCGCCUACGUGGCCGACACCAGCGACAAACGCGCACGUACAUUUCGCGUCGCUGUCCUCGAGGCGUGCCUCGGCAUCGCGGGCAUGCUGGCCAGCAUCGGUGGCGGCCAGUGGCGCAAGGCUCAGGGGUACAUCAACCCCUUUUGGCUCGUGCUUGCUGCCAGCCUUGCUGCCGCUCUCUAUGCUGCUUUCUGUCUUAAGGAAUCAGUGAAGCAGCAGAAACCAGCCAAGCUGUUCACGCUCAGCCAUUACAAGGCUGUCUACAGGCUGUACACGGCCCCAGAACACUUGAGCUCCAGGCGGAAGCUCGCUCUUUACUCCCUGGCUUUCUUUCUUCUUGUCACGGUACAUUUUGGAACCAAGGACCUCUUUGUUUUGUAUGAGCUUGGCUCCCCUCUCUGCUGGGCCGCUGACCUCAUUGGGUACGGCUCAGCCGCCAGUUACCUGGCUUACCUGAGCAGCCUGGGAGGGCUGCGGCUGCUGCAGCUCUGCCUCCAAGACACCUGGGUGGCAGAGAUAGGAUUGAUCUCCAAUAUUUCUGGACUGGUUGUGAUUUCUCUUGCUACUACAACACCACUGAUGUUUACAGGUUAUGGGAUUCUGUUCCUUUCCAUGGCAGCCACCCCAGUCAUCAGAGCCAAGCUCUCCAAGCUGGUCAGUGAGACGGAACAGGGUGCUCUCUUUGCUUCGGUUGCCUGUGUGGAAGGGCUGUGUUCACUUGUGGCUACAGGAGUGUUCAACUCUCUCUACCCUGCCAGCUUGCACUUCAUGAGGGGAUUCCCAUUUCUCUUCGGGGCUGUAAUUCUUCUUAUUCCAGCAGCUAUUAUUGGGUGGAUAGAAAUCUGGGACUCAAACCGUGACUACAAUCACUUCUCAGGUGCUUUCCUGUCCCCUGCAGAUGGCUGAGCAGCAACUUAGCAACAAGGAAUUGGCCAGCUCGGCAGUGUCCGUCUGAAGACUGCUCUUUAUUCUUCCCUUGAAGGACAGAUUAGUGUGGGAGGGACACCUUGCUUGUCCUCACUAAUUUUUAAAUGCCACAUAAUUGGAAAUCAUGCCUCUGACUGCCAGUAGGAACUCGCUUUGCAGAUGUGAAUGCUUCCUUGCCGUUGUGUUGGCCCAUCUGUCAGAGAAAACCCAAGAGACCCAAAAGCCAAUUAAGAGUUAAAGCUAUUGUUGGCCAUUUGCAAGGCUGGUUAGUGGUCUGGGGUUUGGUGGGAAGGGAAGGUUCUGUGGCAUGCUUUUAGUGGUAAGAGAGGACUGAAUUCUGGUUUAAUUGCCAAACAUGCUCCCCUCUGAGUCCUACGGUGUGCAGCAGAUGAGCUGUUGGUGUGGCUGAGGCCCAGACCAAAGCCUGCAGAGCGAGACUGAAGCAGAGGUACCCAACAGCGUGCUGCUGAGGAGAAAGAUCUGCACUCCGAAUCAGCAUGUUGUCAAUAAAAGCCA